AUGUCAAGCUCAAAACGCGGUGCAUUCAUUGUCAUCGAGGGACUAGAUAGAUCUGGAAAAAGUACCCAAGUCUCUCUCCUCCGCGACCGUCUACAGGACGCGGAAAAUGCAGGGCCUACAAAGGUAGUCAUGCUACACUUCCCCAUCCGCACGACAGCCAUCGGGAAGAUGAUCGACGCGUACCUCCAUUCCGAAUCUGAGCUAGACGACCACACCAUUCACCUCCUCUUCUCUGCUAACCGCUGGGAACUUGCAUCUACGAUUACAGCUCAUCUUGCACAAGGGACGACCGUCCUCGCUGAUCGAUACGCGUUCUCUGGUAUCGCGUUUUCAGCUCGUAAGGGACUACCGUACGAAUGGUGUCGUGCUCCCGACGUUGGACUGCCCGCGCCAGACCUUACACUAUUCCUUAAUAUCAGCCCAGAGGUUGCAGCUACGAGGGCUGGAUAUGGGCUAGAGAGGUAUGAGAAAGAAGAAGUGCAGAAAGGCGUGAAGCAAGUCUUCGAUAAAAUUGGGCGGGAGAUGCAGGAAGACGGCGGGAGUGAGGGCAAGUGGGUGGAGAUUGAUGCAGGGAAGACAAAGGAAGAAGUUGCAGAAGAUCUCUGGAAAGCGGUCGAACCGCUUGUCAAUGGCGUUCAAGGAUCUAUCGGUAGGCUAUGGGAAAAUCUCUAA
Molecule: messenger RNA, 672 nt
Organism: Suillus fuscotomentosus
Lineage: Eukaryota; Fungi; Basidiomycota; Agaricomycetes; Boletales; Suillaceae
Product: thymidylate kinase-domain-containing protein
Exons: 3
Coding region: 1-672 (223 amino acids)
Biological process (GO): dTTP biosynthetic process; dTDP biosynthetic process; dUDP biosynthetic process
Cellular component (GO): nucleus; cytosol; cytoplasm
Molecular function (GO): dTMP kinase activity; ATP binding
Source: RefSeq, a predicted model, not a curated record